Molecule: messenger RNA, 2094 nt
Organism: Bufo bufo (common toad)
Lineage: Eukaryota; Metazoa; Chordata; Amphibia; Anura; Bufonidae
Gene: IDUA
Product: alpha-L-iduronidase
Exons: 14
Coding region: 82-1980 (632 amino acids)
Biological process (GO): carbohydrate metabolic process
Molecular function (GO): L-iduronidase activity
Source: RefSeq, a predicted model, not a curated record
UUCUUUGAAGCAGCGUCCACAGAACUGCAUGCAGAUUCCUAUCACAAGUCUUGUAAACUAGAUUAUAUCCACUCACUGGAUAUGACUUUAUUUAAUUUCCUUCUCGCUGUGGGCUUAAUGCCCGGCAUAAUGGCUGGAAGUUACUUCAUUAAUGUAGACCCAACAAAAUCCAGAAAGGAAAUGAAACAUUUCUGGAAAAGCACAGGAUUUUGCCCUCCUUUACCACACGACCAGGCAGAAACAUAUUUUUUGGGAAGAGACCAGAGAUUAAACCUGGCAUACAUAUCGUCUGUUCCUCAUGGUGGAAUUGUGCAAAUCCGAAUUCACUGGUUAUUGGACCUUAUUAAAGUUUCGGUUAUUAAUGGAACAGCACAUUACAACUUCACUAAAUUGGAUGAAUUUAUGGAUCUUCUGGUAGACAAUGGAUUGGUGCCAGGUUUCGAAUUGAUGGGAAGUCCAUCAGGAUAUUUUACCAAUUUUGAAGAUAAAGCACAAGUGUUUGAAUGGAGACAACUAAUCUUCUUAACAGCAAAGCGUAACAUUGAAAAGUAUGGUUUAGAACAUGUCUCAGCCUGGAAUUUUGAAACUUGGAAUGAACCAGAUAAUCAUGAUUUUGACAAUGUCUCCAUCACAGUAACAGGUUUUCAGAACUACUACGAUGCCUGCUCCGAAGGACUGAAACAAGCAAGUCCACAGUUAAAAUUUGGUGGCCCAGGAGAUUCAUGUCACUCACCUCCAAGGUCACCUAUCUGUUGGAGUCUACUGAGUCAUUGCCAUAAUGGUACCAAUAUCUUUACUGGGGAGAUGGGAGUGAGACUGGACUACAUUGCUCUGCAUAAAAAGGGUGGAGGAAGCUCAUAUCGGAUUUUGGAGCAGGAGCUCGAUACUGUUAGUGAAAUUCAACAGCGAUUUCCACGGUUCAAGCUGGUUCCUAUAUACAAUGAUGAGGCCGACCCUCUAGUAGGUUGGUCCACACCACAGUCUUGGAGAGGCGAUGUUACAUAUGCAGCCAUGGUCAUAAAGAUAAUACAUCAGCACCUGGAUUUCAUGAGUUCAGAUGGAAACCUCACCAUGAACUACAGCUUGCUAAGUAACGAUAAUGCCUUUAUGAACUAUUACCCUCACUACUUUACUCAGAGGACACUGACGUCAAGAUUCCAGAUGAACAACACUAAGCCCCCACAUGUCCAGAUGGUGAGAAAACCAGUGCUAACUGUAAUGGGUUUGCUGGCGUUAUUAGGAGAAACACAGGUUUCCACUUACAUGGUUUGGGACUUGGAUGCAUCCAGCAACUACAGUACUGUUGGAGUCAUAGCAAGUGUGCAUGAACCAAAGAAUAGAGAUCAGACUGAUAGCUGGCAGUCAACCAUAGUCGUGUAUGCUUCAGAUGAUAACAGAACGUCUACUGACAUCAAUUUAGUAACUUUAAAUCUGACGAAUUUUCCAAAGUCAAAAGAUCUUGUGUAUGUAACAUACUACAUGGAUAACAUGUUAACAAACCCAUUUUUGGAAUGGCAAAAGACAGGAAGUCCAGAUUUUCCUUCUGUUGAAGAAUUUAAGCUCAUACGUGAUAUGGAGGAUCCAGUCAUAAAAAGACCCGUUGCAUUCCCUAAAGAUGGUGAUAUGGUUCUGAAAGUAGAACUUUCAGUUCCUUCAGUGCUUCUUGUUCAUAUAUGUGAACAGCCUCAAUCUCCUCCUGGAAAGGUUACUGGACUUAAUAUUAUUCCUCUUUUUAGAGGACAAGUAACAGUUGUGUGGAGUGAUGCAUAUGUAGUAACACGAUGUUUGAAGACAUAUGAAGUAGAGUUUUCGUGCGAUGGCUUAAACUUUAGAAGAAUAAACACAAAGAAUAUAUUUUUUACUUUAUUCACUUAUAGUCCCGAAAAUUCCACAGUGUCUGGAUUUUAUAGAGUGCGUGCUAUUAACUAUUGGGAUACUCCAGGGCCCUACAGUGCUCCAGAAGAGUAUACAGAUUUAUAGUAGAAGUGUAAUUGCCAUUUUACUUUUAUUUUUGUAAUGUGUAGGGGCAGUGACACUGACCAUUUUUGUAAUAUACUUUAAUUACUGAAAUCAUACAUUUAUAUUAGAAAAAUA